Molecule: messenger RNA, 235 nt
Organism: Dentiscutata erythropus
Lineage: Eukaryota; Fungi; Glomeromycota; Glomeromycetes; Diversisporales; Gigasporaceae
Source: the annotation of a GenBank genome assembly
AAUGAACUAAUGAAUACAAAGGAUGAAUUAGCUUUAAAAAUUAAUGAAAUUGAGUGUUUAGGUGCUUUACGUUCUGCUUCGCAGAAAACAAAGGAUAUAUUGAUAAUUAGGGGAGGUACAGAAAAAAAUAUACAGAGUGAGGAACAAAGUUUCAUAUCGAAUUCUGGAGACACAUCAGAGGAAUCAGAGAUUCGAGACUAUGCCUCAUCUAAAAGUCUUGCAAAAUAUUUUAAAA